Messenger RNA from Salarias fasciatus (jewelled blenny), 3715 nucleotides. RefSeq names its product tubulin-specific chaperone cofactor E-like protein. The record is from RefSeq and is a predicted model, not a curated record. Gene Ontology annotation, molecular function: protein binding. NCBI's taxonomy places the organism in Eukaryota, Metazoa, Chordata, Actinopteri, Blenniiformes, Blenniidae. The transcript is spliced from 9 exons. The coding region runs from base 134 to 1447 and encodes 437 amino acids.
CUGUCAGCUACCCGUAGAACAACAAAAACAAACAUCGCUGAGGUGCUCCGGGGACGGGAUGGAGGUGUGUGAUCUGGUGUAUCACUGAGGACACUCUUCCCUUUGGUCUCUGCAACAUCAGAGGGAUUAAAUCAUGGAGCUGUCCUCUGACGAAGAGGAGGCCCGCACCUUCGUCCAAGUCAUCAGUGAGAAGUACAACCCGGAGAAUUUCCCCUACGGCCAAGGCAUCGGCGUGGUGCUUCUCCCCAGUCCUCCCGGGUCCCCUGUCAAAGAUCGCCUCUUCUUGCCGAGCACGCUGGUUCUGAAUGAUUGCGGGAUCAGCAAAGCCGGCGACCGGUCGGACAUCGCCGCUUUCUGUGCGCACGUGGUGGAGCUGGACCUGUCCUUCAAUCAGCUGAAUGACUGGGGCGAGAUCUGCACCAUCGUUUCCAACGUCCCCCAGCUGGACUUCCUCAACCUGAGCAUGAACCCGCUGAGCAGCAUGCAGCUGCAGCCCAGCAUGGCCGAGGUUUUUUCCAGAGUGCGGCGCCUCGUCCUCAUCAACACGCAAGUCAGCUGGGACACCGUGCACACGCUCACACGGAACACGCCAGAACUGGAGGAGCUCUUCCUGUGCUUGAAUGGCUACAACACCGUGUCCGAGUCCCAGGCCUCGUGCCCGUCGCUGCGCCUGCUGCAGAUCACCGGCAACCAGCUGCAGGACUGGACGGAAGUGAGGAAGUUCGGGCGGCUCUACCCGCGGCUGAGCACGCUGGUGCUGGCCAACAACAGCGUGGACUCUGUGCGGGACACCAAGGAGGCGCUGGAGCGCCUCUUCCCCAACCUGCGCAGCAUCAACUUCAACAACUCAGGACUUCGUCAGUGGGAAGAUAUUGAAAAACUGAAUUUCUUUCCGAAGCUGGAAGAAGUCAAAGCACAAGGGAUCCCACUGCUGCAGCCUUACAGCUCUCAGGAGAAGCGGAGUCUACUUUUAGCACAGCUGCCCUCUGUAACAGUGCUGAAUGGGAGCGCAGUGUCUGAGGGGGAAAGAGAGGACGCCGAGAGGUUCUUCAUCAGGUACUACCAGGACCAGAAGUGUCCUGAACGGGAGCUUCCUGAGAGGUACCACGUCCUCGUGUCCAAGUACGGCCGCCUGGAGCCGCUGGCGGAGGUGGACCUGAGCCCGCGCUGCGCCACGCUCAGCGUUCGCUUCGGCGAGCGGGAGGAGGCCCUCAGCCUCCGCCUGGAGCAGACGGUGGGCGACCUCAAGAAGCAGAUCAGGACACUGCUGCAGCUGCCCGCCAACAGCGUCCGGCUCUUCUACACCGCCCGGGAAAUAGGCUUCACGCUGGGCCCCGAGGAGCUGAAGUGCGGCUCCCGGGCGCUGCACUCCUACAGCAUGCGGGACGGAGACGAGAUCCUGGUGGUGCAGAAAGUGAAGAGCCGCUGCAGCUCCUCAGAUACUUGAGGGGGUUUUUUUCUUUUUUUUUUUUUUUUUUUCGAUAUUACAGCGAACGUACUGGAUUCUAAACUUUGACUUGACCACGAAAAAGGUUUUACAAUUUUGAAUGUAUAACAAAAAAGUGCUGCCCAACGUAUUGAUCAGAAUUAUGCAUUUGUGUUUUUGCACAUAGGCGCUCCGUGCUUAUAUUCAACAUUAAGUGGAAAUUGCACAUUCUUGUGCUUCGAGCUGCUUGAGAGCAGACUGCAGUUUACACCUACUUAAUGAUAGAUUCUUCAGAAAAGCCAGAAAUAGUUUCCAAUUGCCCCUUUUUUGGUUUGAUUGCACAUAGAAAUGACAAAACUACUUUGUUAUAAUUGGUACUUGAUGAAAACCGCCCUUUGCUUGAGGGUGAUGCUGCUGCAUCAAUCCUCGGAUGAAACUGUGGUUAUGAUGCCCCGAAAAAGGACAAAAAAAUGAGGACAAAAAGGAAAUAAGCUGAGAUGAAAAUUGAAAAAGUUGAUGAACAACGUCUGCUGUGCUCAAAUUCUAAUUCUAGUUCUAAUCAUGUCUUUCGGCUCGUCAAAACGUCCGCAGCUCCUCUGUGUUUUCCUGUUGCAGGUCAAAAAGAAACAUCACAGUUACUUAUUCGACAAUUAAGAAAAAAUUUAAUCACAAUCAAUUAACCUUAAUAUUAAAGAAGUGAUCAGGAAUUUAUUCAAACACUUAUCUUUAACCCGUGGUUCUCAAAGUGUGGGGCAGGCCCUGACUGAGGGCGCCGCAGAGCUGCUGCCGGGGCACAGCAACAGGAACCAUCGGCAUUAGCUAGUUUGUUAAAAAACACAUUUUUAUUUGUAUGAUUCAUAUUUACAAUAAUUCUGACUGCAAAGCCAGCAGAGAAACCUGACAGAUUUACUCAUGAAUCCCGACAAAAGUUGUUUUUAUACCUGAUAAAGUGAAAAACAUCAAUAAAUUGUCAACACUGACAGAGGAGGGCUCAUCCUGUCACACUUUGAGGACCUCUGCCUUUAACUUGAAGGGAUCGGCGUUGCCAAGAGUUUAUAAAUUAGGUUUAUCCUUAAUGUGGAAAAAUAGUUUUAUUCACAUCCUAUUAACCACGAACGACUCAAAGAGGCUUUAUUUUUAUACCUUCUUAUUUAAGCAGAUUUUGCUGAUUACAAAUUUCUAUCUCUAGCGUGAAGUCUCGGUCUCUUUCUCGUGACUGGAGUUGAAAUAACCUGAAAUAACCCCCACGAGCUGCCCCGUGGCGGCUUUGACGUGGAGCUCGCCGCUACCGCUCAGUCAAGACGCCCCGGGCCGAAAGACGAGCCCGGCGGCGGGGCGAGUUCGGGUCUGAGAUGGAAGUGAAAGAAGUGUUGACGCUCGGGUUACGGCAGGUCUUCUGGCUGUCCGGCCCAUGAAUGGACCAGCCCCCCCCCCCCACCCCUCCUCCUUCCCUCUACGAGGCAGCUGAGAAACGUUGGGGGCCCGAUCUGUAUGGUAACCACACACCAGCUGCUGUGUCACGGAAACUUCCGCUGCGUUUAGGUUAGAGCGGGUUCACCCAACAAGCUCUCGCCCCCCCCCCCCACACGUUCAUCCUCGUCUCACCCGGCUGCCGCGUCGAGCUUCUGGACUGUUUAUAGUGGCUCACACUUUUUAAAACUGACAUUGUUUCCAGCACGUGUGAGGACACUUUGACUUAUCCCCCACCUUCUUUAAAUAAGGGUUUUGUUAUCCAAAGCAUGUGAACGUGUGUUUCCUCAUUGUGCCAUCUGGAUCCUUUGGGUAGCAGAUAACUGGACUUCACUGGUGUUUUAUUGACUGGGUUUGCAUUAGAUGUUUUAUUUGGGUGAUUUCUUUCACGGAGCGGAGGUGAUGAUGGGAUAAGCGUUUAUCGUGGGUCGCUGCAUGAUCUGGUAUUUCUUCAUGUUCGAUUCAUAAUUUCGGGGUGAGUGUGUGGGAGAGAUAUGGUGUUUCAGGGAAACAAUGUUUUUGGGGCAUUUGUGAUUUUGAGUUUGUGAGAUGUUAACUGUGCUUCGGUCCGCCUUUCCUUCAGUGAUACCAAAAUGCAGAGUUUAUCGACAGAUUUUUAAAAAGAAAAGUGUUUUAUCGGAAAAGUGCAGUUUGCCUUGUGCUGUUUAGAAAAUGGUGUAUAAUUUAUAUCAUGUUUGCGCUCUGCUUCCUCAUGUGUAUCUUGACACCUUUUCUUUCCUCUCUUGACACCACAAUGCUUUUGCUUCACCUGUACUGUAUAAUGGUGCUUUCACCUCCUAAAGAAAUAAAGUUAUACAU